Messenger RNA from Loxodonta africana (African savanna elephant), 16401 nucleotides. RefSeq names its product mitogen-activated protein kinase kinase kinase 20 (gene MAP3K20). The record is from RefSeq and is a predicted model, not a curated record. Gene Ontology annotation, biological process: signal transduction; protein phosphorylation. The transcript is spliced from 20 exons. NCBI's taxonomy places the organism in Eukaryota, Metazoa, Chordata, Mammalia, Proboscidea, Elephantidae. Gene Ontology annotation, cellular component: cytoplasm. Gene Ontology annotation, molecular function: protein binding; protein kinase activity; ATP binding. The coding region runs from base 8201 to 10576 and encodes 791 amino acids.
AGGCAGGAAUUAUCUGUAGGAGACACAGCAGUAGUUAGUUCUGUUCUCGUGCCUAGUGUCUCAGGUAUCUAGGGCUGCUGUAGCAGAAGUACCACAAGUGGAUGGCUUUAACAAACAGAAAUUUAUUUCUGCACAGUAUAGGAGGCUAGAAGUCCAAAUUCCAGGGGAAGGCUUCCUCUCCCUGUCACCUUUGUGGAAGGUCCUUGUCUCUUCAGCUUCUGUUUCCUGGUUCCUUGGAGAUUUCCAUGUGGCUUGACUUGACAUCAAUCUUCCCCCCUCUCUGCUUGCUUGCUUGCUUGUUUAAUCUCUUUUAUAUCUCAGAAGAGAUUGACUCAAGACACACCAUGCACUAAUCCUGUCUUAUUAACAUAACAAAGACAGCCCAUUCCCGAAUGGGUUUAUAACCAUAGGCAUAGAGAUUAUGAUUUACAACACAUAUUUUGGGGGGACACAAUUCACUCCAUAACACCUAGUCAGCUCUUAUCAUUUUUAGUGAUUAAAAACAAACAAACAUAAACAAUAGGGCAACAGUCCUGUUCAGGAAUAGAAAUCUUUGAAUCUUAGACCCUGGUAUUAUGGACAAAUGCACCAAGCCAGAACUUUCCCCAUUUUUUGAAGGCAAGAAUCUUACAAAAAAAAAAAUUGUAGAACCAUGAUCCAAGUGGUAUUGCUGUAAUACACAUGAUGAUAAAGCACAUUUUUAUUAGUUUAUUCACUGACCUAUGUUAAGGAGGCUGAAAUAAUAGUAGCGUAAAUAAAUAUUAGAGCAGCAAGGUUGGCAAAAAAAAAUUAGUUAGGGGCUGAGGGCUUUUCUCUAGAAGGUGUUUGUGUGUGUUUAUGUGUGUCCAGAUCAUGAUAAAAAAAAAAAGGCAAAUUAGUUUUCCUUCCUAUAUUGCAUCAAAAAUAAACUUAACUAUUUACUUUUGUGAAGUAAGAAUAGAAGAAAUUGUAAAUCAGGGAUAGAAAAAGAGGACGGAUAUGAGUUCAGAAAUUAUAGGUCCAUACAAACUUAAAAGAUAGAAAAAUCCAGAAAAAAAAGCCCGAAGUCUUAUUUUCUGGUAAAGUUAUGAAUCUUUUUAUAAAAUAGAUUUAACUUAAAAAAAAUAUGAUAUCCAGUUAUUUAAUGAAGCAGAAUCUGCCAGGCGCUCCUUGGAAACUCUAUGGGGCAGUUCUACUCUGUCCUAUAGGGUUGCUAUGAGUUGGAAUGGACUCAAUGGCAGUGGGUGUGUGUGCGUGGUUGCAGUGUCUUUAGGUAGCUGCCUGUUUGUCAUGCAGUAGUAAAACCUGGAAAGAAGACAACAACCACCAAAGUGAGUGCUGUAUUUGAAUAAAUAGACCUAGAAACCCUGGAAGCUAAAACGUGCAGGCAGCACUGUUUUAACCAUUUAAAUAUUCUUUUUAUGAAAAAGUGUUUAAAAGAAAAAGAAAUAAAAAACACUUACUGGUGAGGCAAAAAUUACCAAAACUAAGAAAAAAAAAACAUAACCAAUAAACAGAGAGUGAAAAUUAUGAAAACAUACACAAAGAAACACAGAUGAAAAGAAUUUAGAGAUGAGUAGUACAUUUAUCUUUAAUAAUAGAUCUGCAAAACUAAUGAAGCAAUUCUGAAAAUGGGGAGAGGAAAGCUGUUGAGGAAAGCAUACUGACUAAGGACUGGAGAGCGGAUGGCUAAAUAUGAUGUCAGGACUUACUGUAAUAAUUUACCAGUUAACCAGUUGCUGUCGAGUUGAUUCUGACUCAAGGCAACCUCCAAUGUGUCAGAGUAGAACUGUGCUCUGUAGGGUUUUCAGUGGCUGAUUUUUUGGGAGUAGAUCCCCAUGCCUUUCUUCUGAAGUGCCUCUGAGUGGACCUGAACCUUCAACCUUUUGGUCGAUAGUGGAGAGCAUUAACCAUUUGUAUCACCCAUGGACUCCAUUAAAAUAAUUAGACAACAACAGUUUCUAUUUAUUGAGUGUGUACUGUGUGCUGAACACUAGGCAACACACUUUCCACAAUACCUCCCACUUUCCAACAAUGCAGAAUAGGUAUCAUUGCCAGUGAGGAAACAGGUCAUAGAGGCCGAGUACCAUGACCAAAGUCAAACAGCUAGCAAACGAUAGAGUUUGGAAUUUGCUACCAGAUUUCUCUGACUAGGGUCUUUCUCCUCAACCAUGCUGCUGCUGUGUUGAAAUAUCUGUUAUCUGAAAGUUAGAUCUAUUAAAGAAUCCAAAUAAUACCAUGCAAACCUGAUAGCUUCUGGGCUAUCAAUUUUAAGACAUUUGGUAACAGAAUAGUAGGGGUUUAGACUUUUCUGUGUAUGGGGUUUGGAGAUGCUAUAGUCUUUUGAUCAUGAUAAUCUUAUUAGUGGAAAUCUUUUUGAUGAAACAUGGAAACCAAGAGAUGGCGUCUAAACAUGUUGAAUAUCUGGUAUCGGUCAAUAAACGACGCUAGACUCUGAAACUGGACCUUGAACAAAGGUAGGAAGAGCAAAAGUCUGAGUUCCACUGCUGAAAAAACAAAGGGGAGGGAGAAAUGAAAGAGGAGAAUUGGACCAAGUCCUACAGACUUCUGACUUCUAUAUUGAUUUAUGUGAAGUUAAGAAAACAAAAGUUUUUUUUUUUUUUAAUUCCUCCCCCAGCGGUUGGAUAAUGUCUUCAAAUAUGACAAAACUAGUCUACAUGGAGUUUGAUUAUCUUCUCUCACUAUAGCUAUUUAUUGAGUGUUUCAUGUGUGCCAGGCUCUGUAUGAUAAGUACUUUUCCUGUCAGCUCUUAUCCUGACAAGAGCUGUGCAAAAUAACUGCUGCUAUAUCCAUUUUCAGAUGAAGAAACUGAGGGUCAGAGAGCAAAAGGUGAAGGGUUCAGUGUUACUGAGAGAUGGAGACAGAGUUCAAAGUCAUGUCUAUCUAAUUCUGAGACCUUUCUUUUUGUAUGCUAGAGUUUUAGGGGGUUCUUUUUUAUUUUGUUUUUAAUUCAGGGCAAAAGUAGAGGAGGGAAAGAAAAAUGACUUAUUUGAAGUCAACACUGAUCUGAAAAAAUCAAGAGGCAAAAUAGAUGAUCUAGAGAAAAUAAAUCCUUUAUUUUCCUUACUAUAAGUUAAUUUUUAAAAAUUUAAAGAAAAUUUGUCUUACUAUUCAGACACUCAAAUAAUUGGAUUCAACUGCCAAAUUAGUGAUUUUCAACAUUCUGAAAGAUGUGAUACCCUAUUAUGCUUUUUUUUCUCCCUGUGAUACACUUGCUCUAAUCUACCCUAUAGUGUUGUAUGGUAAACUUUAACAUUUAAAAUAGUUUUGAGAAUUUAUGAAGCAUAAAGUUAGGAUGCUGUAAAAUUAGGACUGAGAAUUUUUGCAUGGAGAAAAAUUACCUUUCUUGUGUAAAAGUAAUUUUUUUUUAACAUGAUGAGAUGAAAACAUCAUUUGAUUGAGUGUACUCUAUAAAUAAAUUUAUAUAGAGGACUCUUAUUACUCAAUUCUGGUAUAUUAACUGGAGAACAUAUCUGAAAGUUAGAACAAAAUUUGAUCAGGUAGCAGUUUUCCCCAAGAUGCUCUAAGUAUGGUUAACUAGCAACUCAGAAAUCCUGUUUUUCUGGCCAUAAGUUGAAUGUCUUAGAAUAAUGAUUUUAAAUUUUAAAGGAGAGAAAGCUCAAGGGUACAUAUAUAUGUGGUCUAAUAUUCAUAUAUUUAGGAAUGAUACUCUCACUCAUGUUUUUCAGCUAAGACCGUGAUGCUUUGCCAAGCUUGCUGGAGUUAAAACCUAUACUCACACACCCUAGAUUGUUAGUCACUUCAGUAAUCAGAUGAGACAUAAUUUUUUAUGAUCUUACAACACAUUCAAGUAAUUGCAUAGUUCCAUUCAUACGUAGCCAGUUCCUAAAUGGCAGGAUGUAUCGCAAAGUGAGUAAGAGUAAUUCUAAGAAGAACAUGACUAGUUGCUUCAUGUCAGGGGGUGAAGAUCCUGUAGAACCGUGCUCCUCAGAGGUCAGCCUUCCUCUGGCACCCUUAAGCCACUUUCAAAUAUGGCUGAUCCUACCUCAGUUCAUCCUAUUCUUUGGGAUUACUCUGAACCAGAAGGAGUUAGAUUGAUUCAUAUUGACCUCAACUUUGGCAUUAAUCAUGAUAAGUUGAUUUCUUUAGGAUUGUGUACCGUGUAGGGUUGCACACACCGUGCUUUUUUUUCAAUCAGUGUUAUGGUUUGGUUUGGAAAGGAUUUCUUCCUCCUGUCUUUUCAGUUCUCUCUGUCCGGUGCACACUAAGGGGCUACGUUGCAUGUAAACAGAGCUGAGGCAUUCAGUCCAAUAUGAAUUUCAGUCCUUGUGGAAACACAGUCUAUCAGGAGGUUUGAAAUAUGGCUUAAACUCAGAGGGGCCCGGUCCUGGAAGCCCCAAACAUACUCUCCUCAGUCUCCUAAGAAGCAGCAUUUUCCAAAUCAGAUUUUGCUUCAGAACCCUCUCAAGGCACUUAUAAAAACAACAGGUCGCAGGUUUUACUUAAUCCGGUUGAAAUCCUUCCAGCUACAAAACUUAAAAUGGAAGAACAGCCGGAAACUAGUUUAUGAAUUCGUUCAUUCAUUCCGUCAACAAAUAUUUUUGAACAGAGAAGGUACAUAUUUGUGUGCCUAGCUGUGUGCUAAGUGCUGAAGAUAUCCAGUUUUAAAUAGAAAUGGGUUUUACCUUUAGGAAAUUAUGGUCUGGUGAGAAUUAAGUGGGGUAAAUGAAUGGGUAAAGAAAGAAGGUGCCAUGGCACAGAGCGAGGAGCAUUUAACUGCUUAUGAGGCUCAAAGGAGGUGGUUGGGGACCGGAGUGUGCUGGGCAGAGAAAGGCAUUCGAUGCAGACACUAGCCUGUGCAAAGGUGUGGAGAUGUGAGAGAAGACGGCUUAUACUAGCAAGUGUAAGUUGCUCUGUGUGUGUAUGAGGAGUGAGAAGACAUGAAGUAAAUGAUGGAGAAAAACACAAGAAAAAUUCCCAGCAUUAAAGGACAUGCAUUACAGUCUGAAAGGAUAAUAAGUAUGCUACAGUGACUGAAAAAGACUCACCCCAACCAUGUCACUAGUAAACACAAUUAGGAUUCUGGAAAUGAAAAGAUGAUCCUAAAAGCUUUCAAAGAGAGCAAAAAUAAUAUAAAAAGGGUUAAUACUAGAGUAGCAGCAGACUGCUCAAUUUCCACAUUAGAAACUAGAAGGCUGUGAAGUACUACUUUCAAAGUUAUAAGGAAAAUAAUUCCUGCCUAGAAUUGCAUAUCCAGCCGGGCUAUCAAUUAAGACAUUUUAGGACACUCAGAUUCUCUAAGAGGUUACAUCUGUGCAUUCUUAGGUAGCUGCUGGGGGGAUGUACGCUACCAAAACAAGAGCCUAAAAAGAGAAGUCAGAAGAUCCAAGAAAUGGGGUCCUGUAGAGGAAAAAGGCGAUGUAGAUUCUUAGGACCAUGGUGAAGGGAAGUCCCAGGACAAGUCAGGCCUAGAGAGCAACCAUUCUAGAUUGAAUCAGGAUAAAGGGUCCAAGGGAAAUGUCCGCAAGAAAAAAUAGAAAUGAAAAAAAUGACCUGAUAUUUUUGCCAAAUUGAGAGUUUUACGUUUCUUAGGGGUGUUUGAUGAGGUGAAUAAGUGAUACCAAAACCAAAUCUAUUGCUGUUGAGUUAAUUCCGACUCUAAAGGACAGAGUAGAACUGCCCCAUAGGGCUUCUAAGGCUGUAAUCUUUACAGAAACAGACUGCCACAUCUUUCUUCCGUGGACCUGCCUGGUGGGUUUGAACCGCCAACCUUUUGGUUAGCAACCAAGCUCUUAACCAGUGCGCCACUAGGGUUCUGAGUAAGUAAUACCAAAAACCGAUUGUCGUUGAGUUGAUUCCGACUCAUAGUGACCCUAUAGGACAGAGUAGAACUGCCCCAUAGGGUUUCCAAGGAGUGAUUGGUGGGUUCGAACUGGUGACCUUUUGGUUAUCAGCUGAAUGCUUAACCACUGUGCCAUCAGGGCUGCCCAGGUAAGAGAUAGGUGUAUAAAAAAUUGAGCAAACAGCAAAAGACAAAACAGGGCAAUUAAUAACUCUAGAAGAAACAAAAAGUUAUCUAAGAAAGGAGAUAUAGUCAUUGAAUCCCUCAUGGCACUACUGGGAAUAACAUUUACUUUGCAGACUUCUGCAAACUUUGAAUGUUGAUUUACCCAAAAUUUACAAGAUAGUUGGAGGCUGCAAGGAUUAUGAAAAAAAAAAUCCUUACCUUCCAUACCCAGAUUCAAACUGCCAUCUUUUUUGGUUAGCAGCCAAGGUCUUAACUUCUGCACCACCAGGAUGCCAUAUCUUCUAUAGGAAGAAGUUAAUACAUAAUAUCUAAAUUGGAAAAAAACCAAGAAAUAGCAAUAUAAGCACAUUAUUUAUAAAUAUGGAGGUAAAUGCCAGAAGAAAAUACUAAAGGAGUCGACAGCACAAUACUUUUGUUUAGACUGUCAAUCUAAAUUAUCUAAACUUUGGAGUAUAAACAAACAACUCUUCCUCUCUCUUGCCUUCUCCCCAGAGUAGAGCAGGGUUUGGUUAGACUUCACGUAAGAAAUCAGCAUUCGUCAGUGACCUGAUGUUCCUAAAAAGGAAUUGCUGGUCAGCUGCACAUUAAGAUCUCUGAGCAGACUAUAUACCAAAAAAACAAAAAACCAGACCCAUUGCCGUUAAGUCGAUUCCCACUCAAAGCGACCCUGUAGGACAGAGUAGAACUGCCCCAUAGGGCUUCCAAGGAGUGACAGGUGGAUUUUGAACUGCCAUCCUUUUGGUUAGCAGCUGUAGCUCUUAACCACUGUGCCACCAGGGCUCCAGACUGUGUAUAUCACCCACCAAAGCCUUGAGUUGUUUAUGGAGGAAUUAUGUCAAUUUAUAUAUAUAGAAGCUGCCCCUGCCCCCUUUUUUAUUUUGAAAAGUCAAAACUCACAGAAGUUUGGAAAGAACAGUAAAAUACUCAUAUACCUUUCACGUAGAUUAGUUGUUAGUAUUUUGUCACAUUUGCUUUCUCUCUCUUUCUACACAAAUACCCUUUUUUUGGAAGGGACACUGAACCAUUUUAAAGUUGUAGAAAUUGUAGAUAUCAUGCUUUAAUGCUCCCGUAUAUAUUUCCCAAGAAAAGGACAUUCUCUUACGUAACCAAAACACCGUUAUUUACUAUGGGUAAAAUAAUGUUACAUAAUGUAUAAUUAGUAUUGCCCUAAAAUCUCAAUAGUACCGUAAUAAUUUUUUUUCUCUUAAUCCGGAAUCCAGUUAGGCAUCACUCAUUGCAUUUAGUCAUCAUGUUUAAGUUCCUUUUAUGCUAGAAGUUUCUCUGUCCUUUUUUUUUUUUUAAGUCUUUCAUGACAUGACAAUUAUGAAGAGCUGAGGCCAGUUUUGUAGACUGUUCUACGGUAUGGGUUUUGUCUUUUUGCUCCCUCAUUGUAAAACUUUGGCUAAUAAUUUUAGCGAGAAUAUGUGUACACAUUUAUUGAUCCACCAGUUUUUAGAUUUUUAUGUAGGUGCAAGACUUUAGCCCAUUGUUUUGCUUGUUGGUUGGUUUUUCCUGCUAACCUAUGGUUUAGCGCAGAGUAUUAAAAGAAUGACCAUUUACCUGGAGAAUAGUAAAACUCCUUAGACUAAGGAAAAUAUCACUGCAGUAAUCUCUGGGAGGGGUAAUCAGUUCCCCUGGAAACAAGCAUAAUAUUUUUUUUAAAAACAUUCUUGGCAGUGUUCUUUGGAUGAUUUAAUACAUUGGGUUUUUAAUCAAGGGCAAAUUUUCUACUCUUUAAUUAAGUUCUGCUACAGUAUAUAGCCCAGAGCGUCACUUCUGGGAAAACACUUGGCCAGCUUUUCUGUCAUCGUGAAGCUGAAAGUUUGCUUUUGGAAUCUAAACACUGGAUGUGUGUUCAGUUUGCACAUCCUUGUGCCAGGAUGUUCAGUUGCUUAGGUUAUGUGUAUUUUGUGUGAAGUGAGUGCAACGUGGAGAGAUGGCAUGCUUCAGAUGCCAGAAGAGCUAUGCAAGCUUGCUGUUGAAAGCACGCUUCCUGAUUGUCAGGGCUUCAUGAUAGGAGACCUGGUGACACAGUAGCCUUUACGCAGAGCUCCUCCGGAUGUGCAGGAAGUGCCGCUAUAGGUUUUGUCAGGGGGGAAAUCUGAGCCAUUUUUCUGUGGACAGCUGGGUUUCAAGGUCUGGACAAGUUGCUGUUCAAUUUUGCACAGGCUGCCAGGAUUUUGUGGAAGUAUACUACUUUGUCAUUAUGAGAUGUCGUCUCUCGGUACCUCCUUUGUGCAAAUUAAAUUUGAUGACUUGCAGUUUUUUGAAAACUGCGGUGGAGGAAGUUUUGGGAGUGUUUAUCGAGCCAAAUGGAUAUCACAGGACAAGGAGGUGGCUGUAAAGAAGCUGUUGAAAAUAGAGAAAGAGGCAGAAAUCCUCAGUGUCCUCAGUCAUAGAAACAUCAUCCAGUUUUACGGAGUAAUUCUUGAACCGCCCAACUAUGGGAUCGUCACAGAAUAUGCUUCUCUGGGAUCACUCUAUGAUUACAUUAACAGCAAUAGAAGUGAAGAGAUGGACAUGGAUCACAUUAUGACCUGGGCAACCGACGUAGCCAAAGGAAUGCACUACUUACAUAUGGAGGCUCCUGUCAAAGUCAUUCACAGAGAUCUCAAGUCAAGAAAUGUUGUUAUAGCUGGCGAUGGAGUACUAAAGAUCUGUGAUUUUGGCGCCUCUCGGUUUCAUAACCAUACAACACACAUGUCCUUGGUUGGAACUUUCCCGUGGAUGGCUCCAGAAGUUAUCCAGAGUCUCCCUGUGUCUGAAACUUGUGACACAUAUUCCUAUGGUGUGGUUCUCUGGGAGAUGCUAACAAGGGAGGUCCCCUUUAAAGGUCUGGAAGGAUUACAAGUAGCUUGGCUUGUAGUGGAAAAAAACGAGAGGUUAACCAUUCCAAGCAGUUGCCCCAGAAGUUUUGCUGAACUGUUACAUCAAUGUUGGGAAGCUGAUGCCAAGAAACGGCCAUCGUUCAAACAAAUCAUUUCGAUCCUGGAGUCCAUGUCAAAUGACACUAGCCUCCCUGACCAGUGUAACUCAUUCCUGCACAACAAGGCAGAGUGGAGGUGUGAAAUCGAGGCUACUCUUGAGAGGCUAAAGAAACUGGAGCGUGAUCUCAGCUUUAAAGAGCAGGAGCUUAAAGAACGAGAAAGACGUUUAAGAAUGUGGGAGCAAAAACUGACAGAGCAGUCCAGCGUCCCGCUGCUGCCUUCCUUUGAGAUUGGUGCAUGGACGGAAGACGAUGUGUACUUUUGGCUUCAGCAGGUCGUCAGAAAAGGUGAUUCUUCAGAGGAGAUGAUUGUAUACCCAAGCUUGUUUAAGGAGAACAACAUUACAGGGAAGCGGCUGCUGUUUUUGGAGGAAGAAGACUUGAAAGACAUGGGUAUUGUCUCCAAGGGGCAUAUCAUUCAUUUAAAGUCAGCGAUUGAGAAAUUAACCCACAAUUACCUAAACUUUUUUCACUUUCCACCACUAAUUAAGGACUCAGUAGGUGAACCUGAAGAAAAUGAGGAAAAAAUAGUGAAACUUGAACUUGUUUUUGGUUUUCACCUGAAACCUGGAACUGGCCCACAGGACUGUAAGUGGAAAAUGUAUAUGGAGAUAGAUGGGGAUGAAAUUGCAAUAACCUACAUAAAAGACGUGACAUUCAACAUGAACCUACCUGAUGCAGAGAUUUUAAAGAUGACAAAGCCCCCAUUUGUAAUGGAGAAGUGGAUUGUAGGAAUAGCAGACGAUCAGACUGUGGAGUGCACUGUCACAUACGAGAGUGAUGUUAGAACUCCAAAGAGCACCAAACACAUCCAUUUGAUUCAGUGGAGUAACACAAAACCUCAGGAUAAAGUGAAAGCAGUCCAACUUGCCAUUCAGACAUUAUUCUCCAACUCAGAGGGCAACCCAGGAAGCAGGUCUAACUCAAAUGCUGAUUGCCAGUGGUUAGACACUCUGAGGAUGCGCCACAUCGCAUCCAACACUUCCUUACAGCGUUCCCAGAGCAAUCCUAUCCCGGAGUCCCAAUUCUUCUCCUACUUAGAAAACCAGGGUUCCUACGCUGCUGCUGUGCGGCGUACCCCGCCAUCCAGUAAGUAUCAGCAGAUCACACCUAUCAGCCAGUCCAGAAGCUCCUCUCCCACCCAGUAUGGACUCACCAAAAACUUCUCUUCUCUACAUCUCAACUCCAGGGACAGUGGCUUUUCCAGUCUUAAUACUGACAGCUCUUCAGAGAGAGGUCUAUACUCAGGUAGAAGCAGGGACAGGUACAGUCGUGGUAGCGUUUCACUCAAUUCUUCUCCCAGAGGGAGAUAUGCUGGGAAAAGCCCGCAUUCCACGCCUUCCAGAGAAAGAUACUACAGGAUUUCUCAGUCAGUGCUUCAGACUCGCCAGUCACCUGCCUUCAAGCAGAGCCCAAAUCAUCAACCCAGGACAAUACCAGGGAUGCCUUUGCAUACUGAGACAAGAGCCAGUGAAGAGGAGAGUAAAGUCAGUGAUGGAUGGGUUAAAGUGGAAUACCGGAAGAAACCCCACAGGCCCUCUCCUGCCAAGACUAACAAAGAGCGAGCCAGAGGAAACUACCGUGGACGGAGAACCUUUUGAUGAAUAAAAAACAAACCAAACCCGUUGCCGUUGAAUGUAUUCUCAUUCAUAGAGACCCUAUAGGACAGAGAAGAACUGCCCCAUAGGGUUUCCAAGGAGCAGCUGGUGGAUUCAAACAGCCAGCCUUUUGGUUAGCAGCCAAGAUCUUAACUACAACGCCACCAGGGCUCUUUUUCAUGAAUGAAACUAGUUAAAUUUUCUAAAUGUUUUUUCUUUUCUUUUUUUUUUUAAAUGUUAUGGGUUUUGAUAAUAGGUUGCCUUGAGAUGGAAUUAACAAAAAAAACCAGCUGUUCCAUUGUUUGGAUUUGGGAAAUACCUUCUAAUUUGACACUCUAGUCAAACCAGGGCCAAAAUGAUGGAUGUUGGUUACCAACUUUGUUCUCACUUAGGAAGUGCCCAGUGAUGGUAGCUAGAUUUGAACAUAGCUAUACAUAUUUUUCCCUCUGAAAGUUGACAUUUCCAGAGAAGAGCAUAUGCCAUCUUUUUACUCAACCACUAAUGUUCCGGUGCACAGGGCCAGGGUGAGGCAGGGGAGGCACUCAUUGCAGAUGCAAAAUUUAAGAUAAAUAAUAUUUUACUAUGAUAUAUUUUAUUUAAAUUUUUUAAUUUUCUAAAUGAAAACGAAUGCAAAAAUCCAUGAUGAACAACAACCAAAAAAAAAAAAUUCUAAAUAAAAAAACAGGAUCAGUAUUAUUGAUUUUUUCUUUUGCUUCACUCACUGCUUGAUAAGAUAUGGUCACUUUGUCUUAGUGAAUACUGGUAUAACACAAAUACCACAAGUGGGUGGCUUCAGAGAACAGAAAUUUAUUUUCUUACAGUUCAGGGGCUAGAUGUCCAAAUUCAGGGUACUGGUUCUGGGGGAAGAUCCUUGUCUCAGCUUCUGUAGCCCCUGCGUUCCUUGACUCUUUGGCGAUCUUCACACGGCAUCUAUCUUCCCCCCGGUUUGUGCUUGCUUGUCUGUGUCUGUUUGCUCUUUUUAUUACUCAGAAGUGAUUAGGUUUAGGACACACCCUAUACUGGUAUGGUCUCAUUAACAUAGCAUUAGAUCAAAUUAUGGAAAGUGAUUACAUUAUAUCUACAUUUUAUAGGGAUUAGGAUUCCAACACAUAUUUUGGGGGGACAGAAUUCAAUCCAUAACACUGCCCUUAUCUUUAUUUAAAAUUUUGGUAUUUUGCUCAUCAUGGAUUUUUUUUUUUGCAUUACUUCUCAUUUUUUAAAUAUUACAAUAAAAUAUUUUUUUUAUUACCGAUUUUUUAGCACCCCCUUAAAUGUCAUACCCAAGGUGAGUGCCUUGCUUGCCCCACUCUAGUCUUGGCACUGCUGGUAAGUAUUUAUUUUAGUGUGAUGUUUGUGACUUUAUCAUGGUCAGAAAAACCCAUUGCUGUUGAGUUGAUUCCAACUCAUAGCGACCCUAUAGGACAGAGUAGAACUGCCCCGUAGAGUUUCCAAGGAGUGCCUGGCGGUCAGAGCUGAAAUAAUUUGGCAUGACACUUUUGGCAAUAAUAAAGUUUAGUGAACUUAAUGUUGAUUAUGAUGCAUACCUCGUUCAUUAAAAUCAUCAGAAACCAAAGAUCUAAAUUGCCUAGGAGACUUGUGGUUGUUUCUUUCCCUAAGCUCCCAGGGACUGCUUUUGGAUCUUAUUUUCUACAUUUUACCAAAGGAGAACCAAAAGAGAAAAACAGCCUUCCAUAAAGGCCUCUUGGGAUGACAGAAAUCUAAAAUCUGAAAGAAAACACACACAGAGCAAGAUGAUAAUGUCACAAGCUAAAAGCCAGAGAAAUUUAAAAUUACCAACGGCCUUGUUAGAGCAAGACAGUAAAUACCAGCCUUGCAGCAAGAAAGCUGUAAGCAGCUGGGGGUAAAGAGGUAAAAUGGUGGGGGUGGGAGGAAACUGCCUGCAAGAUUGUACAGGGCUUAUGGAAUCCAACUUGUGAAAUGCUUGACGUUUUACAAAUCAAUAAGUCAGGUGGCAAGCAAACUUGACUAUAUAUCGAAUAAACAAAUGUUACCUUCAACAUGUUCUGAGCAUUCACUAGCCCUGAAUAUCAAGCGUCCUUUGCCCUGCAUCAGAUUCUCAAGCUCUACAGCAAUCUAAAUGACGCACUGGUAAUUCUGUGGGGCCAAGUUCUCUUUUAAUAGAAACCAAUCAUCAGAAUACAUGCAUAUGUUCCCAGAGUAACGGCCCUGCUCUGAUACGGUGCUUGGGGCCUCAAGGGGAAAACUGUAUUACAGGCUGGAUGAUACGGUGUAAAACAAUUUGGGUAGCAUUAAAGACAAGGUUAUAGGAAAUGACCUUGAUUUAUGAAGGAAGCUGUCAUGGCCUAAACAUCAAUUUCACAACUUGUUUUUAUCCAAGUCUUAUUUUUUUGCCAUCAACAUUUACAGGAAACCCUGGUGGCAUAGUGGUUAAGUGCUACAGCUGCUAACCAAAGGGUUGGCAGUUCAAAUCCGCCAGGCGCUCCUUGGAAACUCUAUGGGGCAGUUUAACUCUGGCCGAUAGGGUCGCUAUGAGUCGGAAUCGACUGGACGGCACUGGGUGGGCAGCAUUUACAAGUGAAAGCAAUGGGAAGUGGUGAAAUCAGAUAAUGGUGUACCCUUCUAUCAUGGGUAACCAACUUUUCCUAAGGUUUUAAGCUCCCCUGUGAUCCUUUUUCACAAAGCCUAUAUCGGCUACAGUCUGUUUGCAGUUACUUUCGUUCUUGUCCUUUGUUUAUGCUUAAAUUUAAAGAAAAGUAGGCUAAAAUAAAAUAUGCUAUCUUAAUAGCAUGUUACUUCCAAGUAAGCAAUAAAAUAUUUUCUUAGAUUAGAAUUUUUGGAUAAGAAGCUGAACGUAGAGUCUGACUGAGUCCCUCUGAAAUGAACAUAAAGUGUGGCUUUAAUUAGUCAACCAAACGCACAUUCUGAGGAAUUAUUGGAGACUCUGGCGUAAACAGUGUUAUCCAAGUGAUUGCUUGUUUUAUGCUCUUUUCCUUGUCCUUCUUUCUUGGGCCGUGGGUUAGAGAAGCCAAGCUGGUAGUAAAAUGGCUUAAUGGUCUCAGCCCUAGUGAGUGUAGUAGGUGACCACAAGGAGGUUAUGCCAACAGCCCAUAAAACUGACUACUUUGUAAUAGCUCAUGGAAUAAGACUUGACAGCAUCGAUGUUAGUCAAAAUUAGAAUAAGGACAUCUGGAGUGAGCUGCUUGACUGUAAAGAAAUAAUCAGAGUUGGAUGUUCUUUUUGACUUUUUUUUCCCUCUAAUGAUGCUUACUCACCAAAGGUUGCUUGCCAGGUUGAAAGAUGAAUAUAACUCAAGAACAGGGCAGGGAUUAACCAGAUUUUUUUUUUUUUUCCAUCAAAACAGAUCAGUUGCCAACAAUGAGGGAACUGUAUUAGUUGGAAGAGGCUGAGGUUAAUACAAAAAGGACAUUUUAGGAGAAAAAAAAUCAUUGUAGGAGCAAAUCAGGAGAGUAUUUUUUGGAUGGAGCGUCUCUAAAUGUGGGAAUUUGGUGGCCUUUCUGCAGCUCAAAUCUACCAGGCACUCCUUGGAAACCCUACGGGGCAGUUCUACUCUGUCCUUUAGGGUUGCUGUGAGUCAGAAUCAACUCGACAGCAAGGGGUUUGGUUUCGGUUUUGGAAGGCCUCUGAGGCAGUGGCGGUUCAAUGGUAGAAUUCUCACCUUCCAUUUGGGAGACCCAAGUUAGAUUCUGGCCAACACACCUCCUGUGCAGCCACCACCCGUCUGUCAGUGGAGGCUUGGGUGUUGCUGUGAUACUGAACAGGCUUCAGCAGACCUUCCGGACUAAGGCAGACUAGGAGGAAAGUCCUGGAGAUCUAUUUCCAAAACCAGCCAAUGAAAACACUAUGGAUCACAACAGUCUGACAGUCUGAUCUGCAACAAAUCAUGUUGAUGGUGCAGGACCAGGCAGUAUUCUGUUCUGUUGUGCAUGGGAUUGCCAGGAGUUGGGGCUGACUCGAUGGCAGCUAACAAGUCAGCUUCUGAUCUAAUCUUGAACUGCUAAAUAUAGCUUGGCUGCUACUAUAGAAAACCCCAAACCACCAAACCCAUUGCUGUUAAGUCAGUUCUGACUCAUAGUAACCCUAUAAGACAGAGUAGAACUGCCCCAUUGGGUUUCCAAGGCUAAAAUCUUUACAGAAGCAGACUGCCACAUCUUUUGCCUACAGAGUGGCUGGUGGGUUCGAAUCAUGGACCUUUUGGUUAGCAGCUAAGUACUUACCCACUGUGCUGUCAGGGCUCCUUGCUACUUUAGAGACAGUCAUUAUUCUAGGCACAGCCCCUGCAAAGCAGGAUGUUUCCCUUUAUGCACAAAACAACUGGAUUAGCAAUACAAUAGACCUAGCCUGAAUUAUCAAUAAUCCCAAAUAUGUAAAUGAAAACUGGAGAUUAUUUUCAAGGACUACUUUAGAAAUAAAUAUAAACUGUCAAUUGUUUCAACUAAUUCAUAAUGAAUAUGGCUCGUAAAAAUAAACAAUGAAACUGCAGUGUUUGAAACUUUUCGCCAUAAAAUUUAGAACAAGAAAUCGAAUGUGGAAAAGCUGAAUUAAGAAACAAUGGCCACAAAAGAAAACUCACAGUGACAGAAGCUGUGACUGGUAAAAUGUUAUAUGAACAACAAAAUGAUAUACCAAAUUGUCUUAGUCAUCUAGUGCUGCUGUAACAGAAAUACCACAAGUGGAUGGCUUUAACAAAGAGAAGUUUAUUCUCUCACAGUCCAGUAGGCUAGAAGUCCGAAUUCAGGGUGCCGGCUCCAGGGGAAGGCUUUCUCUCUCUGUCGGCUCUGAAGGAAGGUCCUUGUGAUGUAUUACUCUUCCCGUGGUCUGGAAGCAUCUCAGCACAGGAACCUCAGGUCCAAAGGAUGUGCUCUGCUGUUGGCAGUGCUUUCUUGGUGGUAUAAGGUGUCCAUGUCUUCCUGCUUGCUUCUCUCUUUCGUAUCUCAAAAAAGAUUGGCUUAAGACACUACCUAAUCUUGUAGCCCUCAUCAAUAUAAUUGCCACUAAUCCAUCUUGUUUCAUCAUAGUGGUAGGAUUUACAACACACAGGGAAAUCACAUAAAAUGGAGGACAAUCACACAAUACUGGAACUCAUGGCCCAACUAAGUUGACAGGUAUUUUGGGGGAACACAAUUCAAUCCAUGACACAAAUCUUCUUUGUAAAAUUUAAAUGAAAAAGAACUGAACCCAUGGGGAGAAAAUUAGCACAAUAAAACAUUUAAUGUAAAAAUUUAUUAUGCUGGAUAGAAAACUAAUCAGGAAAUACAUUGACAUAAAGAUGUUUACUCCAUGAAACUCUUAUUUGACAAAAACUCAUUCCUUAAUAUUUAUAUAAUUCUGAUCAAAAUACGUUAGCCAUAAAUGUUUUUCUUGUUAGCUGCUGUGAUGGUUAAGGUCGUGUGUCGACUUGGCUGGGCCAUGAUUCUCAGUGGUUUGGUAGUCAUAUGAUGUUGUGAUCACCUCCAUGAUGGAAUCUGCUGUGAGUAGCCAAUCAUUUGAAAGGGAGUGUCUUUGGGCAUGUGGCCUGCAUCAAAUAUAAGUGGACAUUCUGGCAAGGACUCUCAGGGACUUUUGCUGGCUCUGGAUCCUGCAGCUGGCUUCUGUUCUUCUGACCCCUGGUUCACAGGACUUAAGCUAGCAGCUUAACUUGUGGUCUUGCCUGUCAAUCUUGGGAUUCAUUGAGCUUCUCAACCUGUGAGUGAGAGCUCUGCUCUCUGACCUGCCAAUCUUGGGUUCUCCAGUCCCUGCGACUACGAGAAUCAGAAGUCUCUAUCCUGACCCAUGGACUUGGGGCAUUCAAGCCUCUACAAUCACGUGAGCCAUUUCCUUCAUAUAAA